GAUGGAAAAAAAAAUAUGCAAGAUAAAAACAAUGAACACAUGUCCAUUGUUAAAGACAUAAAAGUAAAGAUUUCUCCAGAUAGUAUAGAAAUUACAUGGGAAUUUGAUUUUGACUAUAAUCUAACCAAAAUAAAUGUAACUUAUAAUGGAAUGCCCAAUAUUUUUGACAUACAAGGCAAAAUUAGUUUAUAUAAAACUAAUUCAAUACCAUUCUAUCCUAAUACUAAAUACAGUAUAUGCUUAUUGCCACAUAAUGGUAGAACCCUAAUAGAUAGGUAUUGUAUAUACAAAAUGACAGAUUUUCCACUUCCGAUAAUAGAUAACAGUUCAGUGGAGUGCAGCAAAAUUAAUAUAAAUAUAAAAAAUAUUGUCACUACAGCCGAAAACUUAUUAUAUUUAUACAAAUAUGAAAAUACUACGAAUAUACCAGAAGAUAUCAAGUGGAGUGAGAAAUCUCAUCUGUUCGAACAAGUUAUAAAUCUCACCAAAAAGGAGCAACAUGUUAUGUUCGUAAACAAGGAUCACGAAGUAGCCAUAGUCCUCAAAAGAACAUAUGGAAAUGAUAUACACUACAAAUUUUUAUACCGUUUCGAACCAAAAAAAUGUGCAAUUGCAUUUAAUAAUUUCAAAUAUAUUACAGCUGCGAUUCCAUUGGUGAUCAUUCUAUGCUGUAUUAUAUAUAUUUAUAAAUUAAAAAAAACAACAAUAGCCAUUUCACCAGAUACGUUCGUCAUGACAGAUGUUGUUCAUGAUAUUUAUUACAAGAAAUUUAAUAACGAAGAAUUAAAUGAUUUCUUAUUAAGCCAUGAUGCGUCGAGUUUUAUUAUACUUGAACAUACGAAUAUACCCCAACCGAAAUCCGUGUUCGUCGGUUCAAAAUACCCGAAGAAGAAUCGUUAUGUAAAUGUUUUACCAAAUGUCAACACUGUAGUUAAAUUAACUGGAGAUUCGGAAUAUAUAAACGCCAAUUACAUUAAGGAUUAUAAAGAUGAAAAUAUGUAUAUUGCGACUCAAGGACCGUUGAAAACUACAUUCACGGACUUUUGGAGAAUGGUGUGGCAAGAAAGCGCUUCGAUUAUUGUUAUGUUGACGAAUUUAGUGGAGAAUGAUAAAGCGAAAUGUGAGAAGUAUUGGCCGGAGGAAAGGACCGCCAAAAAGUAUGGAUACAUUAAAGUGUACUGCAAAAAGUCGGUUAAGUAUUUGGAUUUUGAAGUCAGGACAUUUAAUCUCACAUUAGGCGAAGAUGUAAAAGACGUGGUUCAAUAUCAUUUUACAACAUGGCCCGACAACAGCGUGCCAAUAAGACCCCCGAGUUUGGUAAAUUUCCUUAGAAAAAUAAUUUCUGUUCAAACAUUUCCAAUUGUUGUGCACUGCAGCGCCGGUAUUGGGCGAACUGGAGCUUUCAUACUAUCUCACAGUGCUUUCACCAUGGCAAAAGAAAUUAAGAAAGUGGAUUUUCCAUUGUUGUUAAUGAAACUUCGGUCGUGUCGCAGCUGUAUGAUCAAGGAAAAGUUGCAAUAUCAAUUAUGCUACUGUGUCGUGAAUGAAUUAAUAAACAGUAGUCCAUCUGAGAUACUCGAGGUUGAUUUAAACCCUCAAUUGUCGGAGAGACAACAUUUGAUUCAUUCAAAAGCAAUUGUUGAUAAUCAUGAUUACUGGUUGGACAUCUUGGGUAGAUAUAUAAAUCCAAGUUACCAAAACAACAUUGAUAAAAACAGAUCUAAACAUGUCUUCAAAAGCCAUUUGUAUUUUAUUUAUCUUGAAAGAAACAUCGAUGAAUCUCUUGGCGACUAUAUUAAUGCUGUUCGCAUAGAAUCGCGUUUGAUUUGUGCACAGCAACCUUUGCCAACAACAAUCUGUGAUUUUUGGCGUCUCGUAGAUGAAACGAAAGCAUCACUGAUAUAUUCUUUGCAUAAUAUUGAAUCCAAAAAUGAUUGUCCCUAUUUUUGGCCAACAAAAACCGAACAUAAAUUAAAGCCGACAACUUACAUCGAAAUAUCUUUACUAUCAGAAAGUGAUAACGAAAUCUACAGUGUCAAACAACUGAAGCUGAUGAAUAAAAGGAAUAAAAGUUCGCGAUCAAUUCAGUUGGUUGAAGUCAAAUGUUGGCCUAGGGAUACAUUGCCAACAGUUACUAACUUCCAAAAAGUCUAUAAACAUUUCAUCAGUAACGCUCGAAAAUCAAAGAUACUUUUAACGUGCAGUGAUGGAGCAACAGGGUGCGGAAUAUUCUUAACUUGUUUUUACGUCCAUUUAAAACUAAUGCAGGAGAAAGUUUAUGAUGUUUGUUAUGUGGCCAGAGCGUUAAGAUUUCAUCGAGAUGAUUUCAUGAGGAAUUUGGAGCAUUACAUGUUUGUAUUUGUGGCUACAAGAAAUCAAUUAUUGGUAGAUGAAGAAGAGCGUAAUGAUGCUGCCAGUAUGGGUGAUUACACGAAUUUGUUGUCACUUUCAAUGUAUGAAAACGUUUGAUAGAUUACAUUAUUUUUCUAUAAGUAGUAAAAUGGAAACAUUAUUAAAUGAAUACUGAUAAGAUCUUAAAUAAGCCACGACAUGAUACCAUUUAAAUAAUGUUAGUUAUUGUCAAAUUUCUGUCUAACUCAUUUUUAAAGAUAUAAUAGCCACAUGUAUAUACGCGUGAAAGAUGAUGAAAAUGGAUAGGCUUGUUUAUGAUAGGUGUAUCAACAUUUUAACCAGUAAAAUGAAUUUAUAAUUUAUUGAUAUUUAAAACAAAUAGUUAAAUAA
Messenger RNA from Nicrophorus vespilloides, 2742 nucleotides. Its product is annotated as receptor-type tyrosine-protein phosphatase alpha-like. Bases 16 to 2469 code for a protein of 817 amino acids. The transcript has 14 exons. Gene Ontology annotation, biological process: protein dephosphorylation. NCBI's taxonomy places the organism in Eukaryota, Metazoa, Arthropoda, Insecta, Coleoptera, Silphidae. Gene Ontology annotation, molecular function: protein tyrosine phosphatase activity. The record is from RefSeq and is a predicted model, not a curated record.